Messenger RNA from Ostrea edulis (European flat oyster), 5771 nucleotides. Its product is annotated as coronin-1C-A-like. Gene Ontology annotation, molecular function: actin filament binding. NCBI's taxonomy places the organism in Eukaryota, Metazoa, Mollusca, Bivalvia, Ostreida, Ostreidae. Gene Ontology annotation, biological process: actin filament organization. The transcript is spliced from 11 exons. Bases 138 to 1655 code for a protein of 505 amino acids. The record is from RefSeq and is a predicted model, not a curated record.
UUAGAUCAGGCGCAUGCGUCAAUUUUACUUCCUGUCAGAAGAAGGAAGCGAGGAGGAGGGCGUAAAACUGAGUGUCCCACCUUUUAAAUUAGUUUUUUACUUUACUUAUUGUAUGCUGUCUUGUGGAAUAUUGCAAGAUGGCAUUUAUGAGAAAGAGUAAGUUUCGCCAUGUGUUUGGCAAACCCCUCAAGAAGGACGAUGGAUAUGACAACAUUCGAAUCACUAAAAAUAGUUGGGAUUCUCCAUUUUGUUCUGUUAAUCCAAAAUACAUUGCAAUCAUCACAGAGUCAGCAGGUGGAGGAUCAUUCCUUAUAUUGCCAAUCAAGCAGACUGGUCGGGUGGAGAUGGGCCACCCAGUAGUGGAUGGUCACAAAGGUCCAGUACUAGACAUAGCCUUCUGUCCACACAAUGAUGAUGUCAUAGCUAGCUGUUCCGAGGACUGCACAGUGAAGGUGUGGCAGAUCCCAGAGGGCGGACUAACCCGGAACCUCACAGAACCAGUGGUAGAACUCGUUUCCCACAUCAAACGUGUCGGUAUUGUGACCUGGCAUCCGUCUGCUCAGAAUAUUCUACUAAGUGCUGGUGCUGAUUGCAAGAUAUGCAUUUGGAAUGUAGGAACCGGUGAACUCUAUGUAGAAAUAAACCUGCCUGACAUUAUCUAUUCAGCCAACUUUAGCUAUAAUGGCGAUAGGUUUGUCUGUACGUGUAAGGACAAACACCUUCGAGUUAUUGAUUCUCGAACAGGAAAAGUAGUCAAGGAAACAAAAGAACCUUGUCAUCAGGGAUCUAAACCAGCACAAGCUCUUUACCUCAAGAAUGAUAAAGUCUUCACCACAGGAUUCUCCAGGAUGAGUGACAGGCAGUAUGCUUUGUGGAAUGCAAAUACCUUGGAGCAGAUCAGUUUGGAUGAGAUUGAUCAAGCCAAUGGUGUAUUGAUGCCUGUGUAUGAUGGUGAUGUAGAGAUGAUUUACCUCAUAGGAAAGGGAGACAGUAUUAUAAGAUACUACGAGAUCACCAAUGAAGCUCCCUACGUGCAUUAUUUGUCCUUGUACCAGGGCAAGGACCCCACCAGAGGCUUUGGGGUGAUGUGCAAGAGAGGACUCAACAUUAAUAACUGUGAAAUCUCAAGGAUUUACAAAUUGCUGAACACAGGCCAAGUAGAAGUUAUUCCAUUCACUGUUCCAAGAAAAUCUGAGCUCUUCCAAGAUGACAUAUACCCAGAAACAGCGAGUGAUGUGCCAGCCAUUAGCGGGGAAGAUUGGUUCAAUGGUAGCAGUGCUGAUCCAGUGCUGAUUUCGUUGAAAGACAUGUUUGCCUCGGAAAUGAAGGAACCAGCCAAAGUUGUUGUCAAAUCAAAUAUUUUGGACAAGAAAGUGCCAGCCACCCCCUCCCGGAGAUCAGCUGAUGUAGCCUCCUCCCACCAUAAGGUGGCGUCAACUCCAGUUGUCCGCCCGGCGUCUGAGGCAGCACCUGCUGCAGCUGAACCGGCUGCAGAAUUACCCCCUGGCUUUGAUCCACAAGGAAUUUUAGAAGAUAUUAGAAAACUGAAACUUAUAGUAAAAGCCCACGAAAGACGUAUUAAGACACUGGAGGAGCGCGUGGCACAUUACGAGAACCCUUCGACAGACGAAGAAGGAACGGGAGAGACCUGUUAAGAUGUACAGUUGCCUAGAUGUUUGUUCCCUUUGGUUAGCUUGCUGUUGUAGAGGCACCCACUGCAUAGUGUGGCUCUCACAAUCCUGCUUCACCCAACUAACUGUGUCCUUCACCCUCUUUGCUGAACCCAAUGCUGAAUCUCACUGCAUGAAGAAGCAUCCUCAAAGUGAAUGCUAAAAUUGGUCAAUUAUAUAUAAUCAAAUCCACUGCCUGUAAAAGAAUGCACAAGUUUGGAGUGUAUGACUGGAGAAUGUCAAAUGUUCUCCAUAGAACAUCGAAAUGUUUGUUACAAUUCAGCAGGGAGGGUUCAAGGUCUUGUUAAUUUAUACAGGUUUAAAGGGAAUGGUGUGGCAGUAGAGUAGAGUCUAGAAUUUCUCAUUUGAGAUAUGUUCAACCAUCACAUGUACCCUUACCUCAGCACCUCUUUACCGGUCCAUGUACAACUUCCUGAACAUCACACACCCUUAGUUUUACUUUCCAUGUUCACAAAUCAAGAUGUGAAGCAGCUCACAUAGAUUUUAAGCUGGUAUCUCUCAUCUUUUGGACAAUUCUAGAUGGUGUAAAAUAUUUCCUCUGAUGUCUGGUUGAAAAUAUCUCAAAUUCUUUUGACAGUUGUUUUUCAGAUGAAUUAACAGAAUUUGUAUUUUUGUGUUUGUUUAUCAUAUAACAUUCUUUGCACAACAUAUUCAACAUUGUAUUGUUAAAUCGAUUACGGUUGUGGUGACAAGUUAAGCAAUGUUUAUUAAACUCUGCUAGUGCUCAAAGUUUAAUAAGGAAGAAAAUAUAUACAUGCUCAUGUUUUAGUUCAUAUAAUCUGUUCUAGGCUGACCUAAGUAAAUUUUUGUAAAGUUGUCCUAUAUGUAAUAGGAAACUUUUUCAUAUUUGUUGCAGUUCAAAAGACUCGAAGCUUUACAUCCUUUGCAAAUGAUACUUUGCCCAAGUGUUCAGAAAUUAUGUUUGUCUAUGUCUAUUUUCCAGACAUUUUAUUUAGGUUUAAAAACAUUGACCCGUUGGAAAAUGAAGAAUUUAUUUCAGUCAGCCUGUAGAAAAUAUUCAAAUCGCAGUUCACUGAUUAAAAAAGCUCAGCUUUGACAGUACUUAGAGGGUGUAAACUUAAUUUGCAUGAAGGCAGCUUGACACAGGUUUUUACAACGAAAGUAUAUACAGAAAGAGAAAAGUAUCUGAUUUUGAUCUGCACCUACAUGUACUGCUUAACGUAUUAUUGGCCAUUUUUUGGUCUCCUAAUGGUGAAAUUUAUUAAUGGGAAGGGAAUAUCGUUUACCCCCUUCCACCUGACUCAUUUUUUAUGUACUGUGUGUUGCCUUGAAAUCAUGUUAUUCUCUAUGGUGAAAGCGAUUCAUUGAAAUCUUUGCAGAAAUACAAUAUCUAUUAAAUGACUUUCAAUUAUUUUAAAUGAAAAGUUUACUGAAAGUUGAUGAUGGUGUAUGUACAAUUUUCUUAUAUAUAUAUUUAAAAGAUGAGAGAUAUAAAAUAUAAUGUAAAUAUUUAACUUUUUGUGGAAUUUUGAAGAUUUGAUGAGAAAAGGCACAUUCAUAUAAUUUUCCUUUCCAAAAACAUUGCAACUUGGAAAAAGAUAAGAAAUUAUUACUUCAUUUGUAUUCUUUGAAAGAUACAUGUAUGCAAUUUUCAGAAAUUGUGGCAGCUGAUAAAAUGCUUCAUUUCUUUGUCAAACGGCUUAAAAAAAAAAAAAAAAGCCACAAAAUAGCAUGUCUUUAUACCAUGGAAAGAUUUUUAAAAAAUAAAAAUCAUAUCUCUGAUAAUUAACUUGAAAUUUAAACAUUUUUAGGGACAACUUUGGCCCAUACCAUAUUUGCUUCUUUAGCACAACAUGCAUAAGUUUUUGAGAGAUAAUGCAAUAUUCACAAUGAGGACAUUGCAAAACUUUCAAGAGUCUCACAUCAUUUUUCAAUUUCAACACUAAAGGAUACACAAUGGUAGUUCUUGUACAGUGUAGUGUAGAGAGUGAAACAUGAAACAGUGAACCUUUCCUGUAGCCAUGUAUGAAGGGAUUAGAUGUUUCUUGGAUCAGAGAAUGACCAAUGCCUCUUAUAUAUUUCUACUCGCAGUAACAAUAUGAGAGAUUAAUUUCAUGUUUUAUAUUGUCAUGCACAUUUUACUUCUGAAGCUCUUUCAGAUGAUACCAAGGUUAUUGGUAUUGACCAAAUCCCUCGCAGUAAUCAAAAUUAGUGCUUUGAGAGCUUUGUUUUGUGAACUCUUCAGAGAAAAUUGUCAGAAUUAUUUACCUUGGGAAGAACAGUAUAAAAGGAAUCAUCAUGAUUACUCCUAAAGUAAAUUUAGUUGUAAUUAGUAUUAUCGCAAUUCACCUUUGAAUUAGAACGCUUUGGCCGAUAUAGUAUUGCAUUGUGUGAUGACACAAUUGAAUCUGUUUGUAAUACAAUUGCGAAAUGCAACUGAAACUCUCAUUGGUCCAUAUGUAUAAGUCCGCCCAAAUUCCCUUAUACGAGAGUAGUAAACAUUUGAAAACAUGACGGCCAGAUGCUAGAUGGAAAAAAAACUUCAAAGGAAGAAAGAGAAAAAGUUGUAUUCUUGUGUUGUUGUCUCAUAAAUUUAAUAUUAAAAAAAAUUCCUAACAUAUUUUCCUACUAUACUUGUGUCCAAACAUACCUUCAAAUAUUUAUUAAAGCCCCAUACGACCCAAAAACUUGAUCACAGCUUUUGAUGAUUUCGUUCGUAGACAUAGCCAUGUUAGGUAGCCAGUCAAUUCGAAUCCCGGUUCAUUUCCAUACUGGCACAAUAGCGUCUAGAUGUGUACUAAUACCCCACAAAUAUUUUAGCUAAAUAGUUUAAAUAAUAUACCACGUACCCCAGUCCUAUUAAAUGAUAAUUAUUGAAAUAGCUAAACUCACGGCGAUGCGGCUUUCAUUAGUCAAGCCGGCCGGUCUCCAUCUAAUGAGCUUAUGUAGCAUUGCAUUUUCGUUAAUCAAGAGCUUAUUUUACCUUUACAAAAACUGGACCAAAUUUUUUUUUAAUUUCUAUUAAUUGAUCGUGUUGAUAAUAAAUGAAGAGCAAAUACAUAACUUACAACCAAUUUUAUGAAUAGAUACCAAUAGCAAGAGUUCGAAUUGACCGGCUACUUAACAAUCUACCUAAUACGUCAACAAACGAAAUCAUUGAAGCUGCGAGUUUUCGGGUCGUGUGUGGCUUUAAUGAAUAUUUGAAGGUGUGUUUGGACACAAGUAUAUAGUAGGAAAAUAUGUUAAGAUUUUUUUUAUAUUGGGUUUAUGAGACAGCAAUACAAGAAUACACCGAUAUCAGGCCUCAACCGUCCGCAGCUUUUUGUGACCCGUAAACGGAAUUCAGGUUUUUGUAAGAGGUGGAUCUUUUUAGAGAGCUACAGUUCUCGAGACAGCUACACUGAAUCCGCUCGAGAAAGUGGGCGGGCUGUAAUCGGCCAAUGAAAACUCUUGUUGUAUUACAUCAAACAUGUCAUUCAAAUUGUUCAAUCGUCUCAUUCAAUUGUGUCGUCACACAACGCAAUACUAUAUCGGGUAAAGCGUUCUAAUUCAAAGGUGAAUUGCGAUAAAACUUAGCACACAGCAGUACUCUCGGAAUUUUACUAAAUAGGAUUUGCAAGAGUUGAUGGGGAACAAUGUGAUGCGUAACAAUACUACCAGAAUGCUCAAUCGAAACGUUUUUGGGGGGUUGGUAGGGAAUCCAUUGCUUUACAAUACUACCAGAAUGCUUGUAUAGAGAAGUUGGUUAGGGGUCAUUAGAGAGUCCUUGCUUAACAAUGUUAUACUACCAGAAUGCUCCUGAUCACCCAUACAUUUAAUUCCAGUGUUUCACAAGUUUUAUGAAUUUCUAAAAUUUAGAUUGAUUUUUUUUUAAUUUGAUUGUUAUUUUUGUGUUUUCUAACGUGAUCUUUAAUACUUCCGAAUUUGUUAGUAAUAUUUGGUGUUCUUGGUAUAGUUUGUGUGUGUUAAUUAUGAAAUUGUAGGUGUAUAUUUUUCCCCCUACAAUCUGUAAAUUAACUUCAUGAUUCUUGUGUCUUCUUUGGUAGGGAGUGAGUGUAAAAAACUUGUUGGAUGAGGUUAAACAACUGAAAAAUACGGUCAAAGAGCAAGACAAGAAAA